AUUCGUUCACGCGCCAAGAUGCUUGUAUCACGUACCAGAAUUUUCAAUUUCCCGGUUUCAUUGGGGAAUUUCAUCAAACACCUUGACCGCACUUCGUAUUUCAAACCAACGGCUAUAACCAAAAGAAGUACAACUACAAAAUCUUCAAUCCUCAACGCCUCUCAUUUCGAAACCCUAAAUUCUUUACAAAAGCAGCAAGUCCGCCUCUACGUCGAUACUCUUCUCGAAUGGAACCAGAAAAUGAAUCUGACUGCGGUUACUGAACCGAACGAUGUGAUGGAUAGACACAUUGAGGAUUCGCUUGCGAUUAUACCUCCAAUUCGCAACACAUAUAUUACACAUUGUGAAUCUUCGUGUGAUAAUGUUAAUUUAGUAGACGUAGGAAGUGGCGCUGGACUUCCUGGAUUGAUAUUAGCCAUUGCUUGCCCUGGUUGGAAAGUGACGCUUCUGGAGUCGUUAAACAAGCGAUGUGUUUUCUUAGAGCAUGUGGUUGGGUUGAUUGGUUUGUCUAAUGUGACGAUUGUUAGAGGAAGAGCAGAGGAGGUAGGACAAAAUGCAGAAUUUCGAGAGGUCUUUGAUGUUACAGUGGCACGAGCUGUUGCAGAAAUGAGGAUAUUAGCUGAGUACUGUCUUCCUCUUGUUCGUGUUGGUGGCUUGUUUGUUGCUGCGAAAGGUCAUGAUCCUGAGGAAGAAGUCAAAAGAGCCAAGAGAGCAAUUAGUUUGAUGGGCGCUUCCUUGUUACAAACAUGCUAUGUGAAUUCACACAGCCCAUUUGGACAAAGAACUGCAAUCAUAUGUUUGAAAGAUGGCCCCACCCCCAAGAAGUAUCCGCGCGAUCCAGGUACACCUGCAAAGUCACCACUGUAGAUAACUCGAAUGGUCACUGAUCCUGCUUGCUCUUUUCCUUUACAUUCUUUUAUUGUUUCAAAUUGUAGUGGUGAUUAUUUUGUAAUAUUUACUCUAACAUUGCAAUGAAAUGGUUUUUAAAACAA
Messenger RNA from Erigeron canadensis, 992 nucleotides. RefSeq names its product ribosomal RNA small subunit methyltransferase G. The transcript has 7 exons. Gene Ontology annotation, molecular function: rRNA (guanine-N7-)-methyltransferase activity. Gene Ontology annotation, biological process: rRNA processing. The record is from RefSeq and is a predicted model, not a curated record. Gene Ontology annotation, cellular component: cytosol; cytoplasm. The coding region runs from base 19 to 867 and encodes 282 amino acids. Lineage: Eukaryota; Viridiplantae; Streptophyta; Magnoliopsida; Asterales; Asteraceae.